CCGUCCUUGAGGUGGGAGGUGUGUGUGCUCAGAGGAACCGGGGGUCGCCUGUCUGUGUGCGUGUGUGCGUGUGUGUGUUUGUGUGUGUGUGUGUGUGUGUGUGUGUGUGGGGGUGUUUGUGUGUCGGCCGGCCGGCCGAGCAUCAUCUCGGACUCACUACCAGACCCGGAGCCGACCGAGUCUCCCUCUGGACGCUGCGCUCCGAUGUGUGUGACAGCGCGCUGCGGGCUUCUCCCCAGUCUCGCGCGGCCCAGAUGACCCGGAUCCAGAGCCCGGCUCAGGUGAAGUGUCUGUGUGUGCUGGUGUUGCUGAGCUUCCCCUUGACGAUGGCCGAGGUGCCCGGGCCGUGCCGACACUCCGUCACCAGGGAGCACCUGCUGACCCUCCGGCAUCUGAUGGAUAACCAGUUGAGGAGCGGGUGCACGAUAACCUACACCUUCAUAGAGCGGAGAAGUUUGAGCAAGUGUUGCUUUGUGAAAGCGGCCCUACCCUGGAUCCUGGAGCUGCUCACAACCCACUUCAAAUACAGCCGGGGGUCGGUCAACGACGGCUACGUCCAGUCCCUGCGAGCGCUCGUCCUCAACAUCUACUCCCAGAAGUGCGUGCCUCAGAUCGACGAGGAGGUGGAGGACAAGCCGGAGAGCUUCGAGCUCGUCUGCCGGGGCUCCACCGUGGAGGCGCUGCAGAUGGCGUCGGAGGCGCUGUCCGUCUACUGGGAGCUGGUGACGACGAGCGCCGCGCCGGUGGACUGGAGGUGCCAGGACGAGUACGCGGAAACGUUCGGCUCCACCACCGCGGAGCUGUACACGGAGUCGCCCACGCCGCACUUCACAGACGGCUUCGGUAGGAGUUCGGCGAAGGCCUCGGAUAGGAGACCGGUCCGAGACGUGUACCUCCUCGGCCUGAUCCUGGUCUCCGUCGGCGGAGGACUGCUACUCGUACUCACCCUCUACUGCCUCGUCACGCAAAAGACGACUCAACGCCGGCGAACCAACAGGCAGGAGGCGGAGCCGCAGUGAUGUCACGGCGUCGCACCGCCGUUCACGCCAGCGGCCAUCUUUCAUACUCUGUGUUCCGGCCUCUCGGGGCCAGAGACCACCAACGAGCUGCACGCCAUCGCGCCACAAGCGCCCCCAUCGGCGUCGUUGUUGUUGUUUACCCUUUUAAUCAGAAGCUCUGCUUUUUGCCUGAGAGUAAAUAAGGGGCCUUAUUUUAAAUAAUAUGGUAUGUAUAUUGUGCUGUAUUACAGAUAUCUUUUUUUUUACACUAAUUAUAUAUUAUAUGUUGAACCGCUGCCACUUAACCCAUUGUGUGUUUGUUUGUUUGUUUGUUUGUCUGUUUGUUUGUUUGACUGUUUGUUUGUCUGUUUAUUUGUGUCUGUUUGUCUGUUUGUUUGUUUGCCAAAAACAUUUCCACAAGUUAUUUAUUCGUUUGACUCAACUAUUCAACCAGUGUAUUGAUAAUAAAGCUUACAUCCAAAAAAAAGAA
Molecule: messenger RNA, 1488 nt
Organism: Pseudoliparis swirei
Lineage: Eukaryota; Metazoa; Chordata; Actinopteri; Perciformes; Liparidae
Gene: csf1b
Product: colony stimulating factor 1b (macrophage)
Exons: 7
Coding region: 255-1019 (254 amino acids)
Cellular component (GO): membrane
Molecular function (GO): growth factor activity; cytokine activity
Source: RefSeq, a predicted model, not a curated record